This is a messenger RNA of Stegodyphus dumicola, 1194 nucleotides long. It is a transcript of the gene Nse4, whose product is annotated as SMC5-SMC6 complex kleisin component Non-SMC element 1. NCBI's taxonomy places the organism in Eukaryota, Metazoa, Arthropoda, Arachnida, Araneae, Eresidae. Gene Ontology annotation, biological process: DNA repair. The record is from RefSeq and is a predicted model, not a curated record. Gene Ontology annotation, cellular component: Smc5-Smc6 complex; nucleus.
UCAUAGGCGUUCUUUGCCUGAAGAUCUUCUGUGGACAAAGGCUUUCCAAAUAACGAAAAUGUUAAAAUGCCAUUUCAGUAUUUUACAAGUUGUUAAUUUAACUUUGAAUUAAUUAAUCAUUUAUUGUGUGAAAACAUGGCUCAGGAAACAAAGCAAUUGAUUUUAAGUAUUAAAGCUAACCAUUCUAAAUAUGUUUCUGGGGAGUUGGAUUUGAAUGAAACAUUGCAAAAAACUGAUCGUUUAUAUGAUUCUUUGACAAGUUCAAAAGAUACAACAACACCUAGUAGUAUUCUUCAGGAUUCUACUUUGUUACAACUUCAAUCGGGCAUAGCAAGGCAACGAGCAAAAACUUAUCGGCCUGAUACCCUAAUAUUUAAUCCUAUCGAAUUUUCUGAAAAGUUAUUAACAUUUAUAUGUGGGAACAUAAGAGAUGAACCUAAAGAAGGAGAACAAGAAACUCCCUCUACUUCACAGAGGUCAAAGAAAAAAAAGCCAGAUAUUUAUGCAAGAUUAUGGACUGAAAUGGGUGAGAGGGCUAACAGUAUGAUACAUGGUGUACCUGCUUUUAGUUUCCUAUAUGGCACAUUUGAUAUUGAUCCUGUUGAAAAGGUUGCCAAAAAGCGGAGAGUACAAACCAAAGAAAAAGUUGGAGAUCUCACUCGUCCUGAAUCUAUGAAAUUAAGUGAUGCUGCAAAUGACCAAGAUCCAAUGAUAAAGGAAGCAGAAAGAGUGCUUUCUAUUUUUAUGAAUUAUUCAAAGAAGGCAAAAGAAGGCAUAUGUUAUUUCGAGUUUGUUCUUAAUCAUGAUUCGUUCAGUGAAACUGUUGAGAAUAUAUUUACUGUAUCACUUUUACUGAAGGACCAACAGUUAUGUAUUUUUGAGGAUGCAAGUGGUUCACCUUAUUUAAGAGAACUAACUUUUGAAGAAAAACAAGACAGGAAUCCAUCUAAAUUAAAGCAAAGUAUUAUUAGCAUAAGCAUGGAUGAAUGGGAGCGACUGAAGAAGUUAAAAGGUCUUAAAAAGGGUUUAAUACCAUCUCGGAGGAAACGUCCAUAAAAAAUAAAUGGAGUUUAUGGCAUUGUAUAUAAAUUUCAUUUCAUUUGUUACACUAAUGUCUGUGAUUUAUCAUAUUUUAUAUAAAUUACUGACUUUGUAUGUUAAUGUAUUUUAAAUAAAGAGAUAUAAUUUUUAUAA